Molecule: messenger RNA, 2702 nt
Organism: Vitis riparia (riverbank grape)
Lineage: Eukaryota; Viridiplantae; Streptophyta; Magnoliopsida; Vitales; Vitaceae
Product: protein PSK SIMULATOR 1
Exons: 13
Coding region: 417-2372 (651 amino acids)
Biological process (GO): positive regulation of growth
Source: RefSeq, a predicted model, not a curated record
UUCUAGGAAGUAAAUACGAAAUAGUAUCAGAAUUAGUGCACGAAUGUGACAAAAUUUUCAACUUAAUCAGCGGCAAUAUUUUUCCAAUCCUUCCUUUAAGGAUGGUCGCCCGCGCAAUUCCGGAAACUCAUCAACAUUUUCGAGCAUUUUUUCCUUUUACCCAAAUGCCAAGCACUGGUAAUAGUUAGUCAGCGGGGAUGGUUGAAUUUUCCAAGCCGUUAGUCGGAGCAGCUACCUUCCUCGCUUUCUACAGUAUGCAUUCUUUUCUUAUUUUUAUUUUCUGGAGGGGUUCUGGUUGGCUGGUGGACUUUCUUCACUUCUUCUUCUUCUUCUUCAACAUCAUCAUCAUCAUUUUCGUUUCCACCCAUCUCCUCACAGAUCCUGUUCUCCUCCUGCCAUUUUCUGUCUGAGAGGCAAUGGGAGGGUGUUGUUCCAAAAAAAGAGUUGAUAAGAGUAACUUAUAUGCUGCUGGCCGUGGUGGUAAUUAUGGAUCUGGUGUGGCUUAUCAGCCGACUCAGGUGUCCUUGAAUUCAGGUGGCAUGAGCCCACAGGUGAGGGAAAACAUGGAGAAGGAAUUACCAGAAUCAGAGGACGUGUCAGAACCGAAAAAAUCACGAGAACCAUCUCCAAAUCAUCAGAAAGGCAUGCCUGGAUAUGCGAACAACAUGGAUGAUUUCUAUGAUGGGAUUCCACGAUAUACAAGGGCUCGAUCUCUGAAAUCUAGAUCAAUAAGGUCACAGGGGGCGGUUGCAAAGGUUUCAGAAGUUAGCACACGUUUAGGUAAAGCUGGUAGUCUUGGGCUUGGAAAGGCAGUGGAGGUCUUGGACACACUUAGUAGUACUGUGAUAAAUUUGAACCCUACCGGUGGAUUUGCUUCUGGGGGUGGGACUAAAGGCAAUGAAAUGUCAAUUUUAGCUUUUGAGGUUGCAAAUACAAUUGUUAAGGCUUCCAACCUUAUGCAAUUCCUUUCAAAAAGAAGCAUGAGACAUUUGAAAGAAGUGGUGCUUCCUUCGGAAGGUGUACAACGUUUAGUAUCAACAGAUAUGGAUGAACUUCUAAGAAUUGUCGUGGCGGACAAGAGGGAAGAGUUGAAAAUUUUUGUGGGAGAAGUGGUUCGUUUUGGAAAUCAUUGUAGAGAUCCUCAGUGGCACAACUUGGACCUUUAUUUUGAGAAACACAGCAGAGGUCUUACUUUCCAGAAGCGGUUGGAGGAAGAAGCAGAUACAGUGAUGCAGCAACUAAUGACCUUGGUUCAGUAUACAGCUGAGUUAUACCAUGAGCUGGGUAUGCUGGACAGAUACGAACAAGAUUAUCAGCACAAGCGUCUGGAAGACGCUAUUUCAGUUGGUCCUAAAGGUGGGGGGCUUGCAAUCUUGAGGUCAGAAUUGAAAAACCAAAAGAAGCAAGUACGAAAUUUAAAGAAGAAGUCACUCUGGUCCAGGAGUUUAGAAGAGGUGAUGGAGAAGCUUGUAGAUAUUGUCCACUUUUUACAUCUGGAGAUACACAAUACCUUUGGCACUGUAGAUAGUGAUACACCUGUAAAUGGAUCUGUGAGUGAUCAUCGAAGAUUGGGACCUGCUGGUCUUGCAUUGCAUUAUGCAAAUAUUGUUAUGCAAAUUGAUGCCCUUGUAGGUAAAUCAAGUAAUAUGCCUCCAAGCAUAAGAGAUGCAUUAUACCAGAACCUGCCACCUAGUAUAAAAUCAGCUCUGCGCUCCAAGAUACAAUCCUUCCAUGUCAAGGAAGAGCUAACCGACACAGAAAUCAAAACUGAGAUGGAGAAAACAUUGCAGUGGCUUGUUCCAAUUGCCACAAACACAGCCAAAGCCCAUCACGGCUUUGGUUGGGUUGGAGAGUGGGCAGGCACAGGGAAGGCAGCUGUGCAGACUGAUGUGAUUCAAAUUGCAACAUUCCAUCAUGCAGACAAGGAGAAAACCGAAGCAUUCAUUCUUGAACAAAUACUGUGGCUUCAGCAUUUGGCAAGCCGGUCCCAGCAUGGAACCAAUGGUGUAGGUGUGAGGUCAACUACCAAAUCCCCAACAAGCUCAUCCACCCAUAAACCAAAUCAACAACCCAAUGACAAAGCCACCAACGCACCCUCACCCAUCCUAACUGAAAAAGACCAGGAAAUGCUGCAGAACAUGAGUAAGAAAAAACGAGCCUCAAGAAUCAGCAAGAGCCAGGACUUCGACUCAGUGAAAACCGGGCUAAGAAAACACAACAGGCUGAGCAAGAGUGGCAGCUACUCCCCAACAAGAGGAAGCAAGGAGUUAGCACCUGUGACCAGGCUCUCAUCAGGCUUGCCCGUCAUUGAUUUCGGUAUUGACAAGAAGAAGGCUUUGGAUGUGAUUGAUAGAGUAGACACUGUCAGAUAGAAGGGCUUCACAUAUUCUGCAGAUUGCAGCCUGUGUAGCAUGGAAAGAUGGGAUUCCAUUACUUUGGUUCAUAUGCAAGGCAGGUAUCUAAAAACAAUACAGUGCUGAGUUGUGUGUAUAUGAUUUUGUGGCUCAAGCUUGUGUAAACUAUGACCCCGUAUUUUACCCGGUGCGUAGAAAACAUUUCCGGGAAAAUUUGUAGCUCCAAGACGAUGACAGUGAUGAUGAUGGUUUCCUGUAUCAGAAGGAAGGCCAAUUGAGAAAGAUGUAUUUGUAAAUGUCACACAUUUUCUGAGUUUCAUAGCCCAAGGCGGAGGUUUUGUUUCUUCU